This is a messenger RNA of Strongyloides ratti, 1299 nucleotides long. Its product is annotated as Kynurenine/alpha-aminoadipate aminotransferase, mitochondrial. Bases 1 to 1299 code for a protein of 432 amino acids. The transcript is spliced from 3 exons. Gene Ontology annotation, biological process: biosynthetic process. Gene Ontology annotation, molecular function: L-2-aminoadipate:2-oxoglutarate transaminase activity; pyridoxal phosphate binding. NCBI's taxonomy places the organism in Eukaryota, Metazoa, Nematoda, Chromadorea, Rhabditida, Strongyloididae. The record is from RefSeq and is a predicted model, not a curated record.
AUGUCUGACAAAUUACCAAUGGCAAAAAAGAGUAUAACAUUGUUUGAUUCAAUGGAUAAUACUGGAAGGUAUAUGCUUAAUGUAGGUGCACCUGGACCUGAAGCUUUAAGAGAAGUUACUGAUAUAAUGAAACUUGCAACUGAAAUAAGAUUAACAGAGGAACUUGAUGAUGGAUGUUCUUUAUUACAAUAUGGUGAUCCUAAUGGUGAUCAUAGGUGUAUAGUUGCUUUGGCUGAAUUUUUAACAAACCAAUAUAAAGUACCUGUAUUAGAAAAACAUCUUGUUGUCAAUGCCGGUGCCACAUCAGGUCUUUUUUAUUUACUUACACAGAUGUUUCCCGAAAAAUGUACAAUAUAUGUCGAGGAAUUAACAUAUUUUAUUGCAAUAAAGCUUUUAUCUUCUUUGAAAUAUCCGCUUGAACCUGUUCAAGUGGAAUGCGAUGGCAUUAAUCUUGAUCAUCUUGCUGAAGUUUGGGAAAGAGAUUUAAGUUAUAAAGCAUCAACAAUACAAGAGAUUGGCGUAUAUACAGCGGUACUUUAUUUGAUUCCACAUUUUCAUAAUCCAACAGGUGCAGUUCUUGCUAAAGACAAAAGUGAAAGAUUGAUUAAAUUAGCACGUCAUUAUAAAGUACUUGUCAUUUGCGAUGAUGUUUACAAUCUCCUUUAUUAUAGUGAAAAAGUUCCAUCGCGUCUAUUUGAAUUUGAUAAAAUAACUGAUUCUGAUUAUCAUACGGGAACUGUUGUAUCAAAUGGUACUUUCUCAAAGUUAUUAUCUCCAGGAUUACGCGUAGGUUGGAUGGAAUUACCAACAUUAAUCAAAGAAAAAUAUUGGACAAAAAGUCCAUUACUAAAUUCGGGGGGUAACUUAAAUACUUAUACAAGCGGGAUUAUAGCUAUUGCAUUGGAAAAAAACUGGGUAUCAAGAUUUGUAGAAAAGGUUAAAAAAGAAAACGGUGAAAAAAUGAGAAUAUUAGUAAAAACUUGCAAAGAAAAACUUAGCAAAGAUUUUAAAUUUUUUCAUGAACCAACCGGUGGAUAUUUUGCCCUUUUACUUGUUCCAUUAAGAAUAGAUGCAAAAAAAUUAAUUGCUUACCUUCGAUUUGAGUAUGAUAUACGAAUUCAUGAUGGAUCAAGAUUUUUUAGUGGUAUAAAUGAUGAAAAUAAUUUACGAACACAAAAACUUUGUAAUUCUAUUCGAAUUUCAAUUGCAUAUCCACAGAUAAAUGAUGUUAGAGAAGGUGUUGAAUUGAUGUGUGAAGGAAUUAAAGCAUUUGAAAAUGAUAUUAAUUAUUGUCGAUAA